AUGCUGACAUUUUUAAUAGAUAAGGUAACUGGUGAGGGAGAGGAUAAGUAUUUGAUUGCUACUGCUGAACAGCCACUUUGUGCUUAUCAUCUUGAUGAUUGGAUUCAUCCUUCACAAUUGCCAUUAAGGUUAGAACAUUUUCUAUUAACUAUAGUUGCUUUACUGGGUGCGAAAGGACCUUCACAAAUUACAAAAGAAUGGCAGUUACUUUUGUCAAUUAAUACUGCACAAUAUGCCAGGUAUGCUGGAUAUUCAUCUUGCUUCCGUAAAGAAGCUGGUUCGCAUGGAAGGGAUACUCUUGGAAUUUUCAGAGUGCAUCAGUUUGAGAAAGUGGAACAGUUUUGCCUUACAAGCCCAAAUGGCAACGACUCCUGGGAAAUGCACGAGGAAAUGCUCAAAAACUCUGAGGAGUUCUAUAAGAUGUUGAAAAUUCCCUAUCAAGUUGUGGCCAUCGUUUCUGGUGCAUUGAAUGAUGCAGCUGCAAAGAAGUAUGAUUUGGAAGGGUGGUUUCCUUCAUCCAGUACUUACAGAGAGCUUGUCUCCUGCUCAAAUUGUACAGACUAUCAGUCAAGGAGAUUAGAAAUUCGCUAUGGGCAGAAGAAGAACAACGAGCAGGCAAAGCAAUACGUACAUUUGUUGAACUCUACCCUCACAGCGACAGAAAGAACAAUGUGCUGCAUCCUUGAGAACUACCAGAAGGAGGAUGGUGUUGAGGUACCAGAAGUGUUGCGAGAGUACAUGGGUGGGGAGACAUUUCUUCCUUUCUUGCAAGCACCAACCAAAGAAGUGAAAGGAAAGAAAUCCAAAGCUUGA
This is a messenger RNA of Ilex paraguariensis (yerba mate), 813 nucleotides long. Lineage: Eukaryota; Viridiplantae; Streptophyta; Magnoliopsida; Aquifoliales; Aquifoliaceae. The record is from the annotation of a GenBank genome assembly.